AUGCUAUUUGUCAAACCAAAAGAAGGACAAAUAUUAUCGAUUUUGAAUUCAAAAAUUUGUAAAGGAAACAAUGGUGAACUUGAUCUAAUUUUAACAUCAGUGUCGGUACUAAAUAUCGCACCCGAAGACUUACCAACGUACCAAAUAACAGCAGUAGGGAUUGCGUCUGCUUCAAAUACUGCUAUAAUCAGUGAACUUGGAGUUCAAGUCGAAUGCACAAUUUCCAACUACAUAUCAAAAGAAAAAGCAGUUGAAAUACCCGUUGUCCUAUUCCAUCCCUCUGGAAGUCGGUUCACAAAUCAAACAAUGACCAUCCAACGAAAUUCUUCAAUAUUUUUUUCCGGGGCAUUGUCUUUGAUAGAGGACAAACUUUAUUUAGAAUUACAAAAUUCUAGUUUUAUUCGUAUUAAUACAUCUUCUGAAAAACAAAUGCCUUGGUCAUUAAAAUCAACUCAAACAUCAAUCUCAACUUCAACUAAUACUGCUUCACGUCAUUUCUAUAAAGCGUAUUUUUUUCUUUGA
This is a messenger RNA of Rhizophagus irregularis DAOM 181602=DAOM 197198, 522 nucleotides long. The record is from RefSeq and is a predicted model, not a curated record. NCBI's taxonomy places the organism in Eukaryota, Fungi, Glomeromycota, Glomeromycetes, Glomerales, Glomeraceae.